Molecule: messenger RNA, 4758 nt
Organism: Amphiprion ocellaris (clown anemonefish)
Lineage: Eukaryota; Metazoa; Chordata; Actinopteri; Pomacentridae
Gene: wnt2
Product: wingless-type MMTV integration site family member 2
Exons: 5
Coding region: 404-1456 (350 amino acids)
Biological process (GO): multicellular organism development; neuron differentiation; canonical Wnt signaling pathway
Cellular component (GO): extracellular region
Molecular function (GO): cytokine activity; frizzled binding
Source: RefSeq, a predicted model, not a curated record
CUCCGGUCUGGACGCGGGCCAAGCCUGUCUGGUGUCAAACCAGCCUGAACAGAUACUCUCAGACAUCUCAUUUCUUCACCUCAUUCCUGAGACGGGACUGCCCACCCCCCGUGAAAAGCAAUUUGAACCUGAUAGCACAUCAUCUGCCUAUCUCCUCUGAAAGUCUCUGCUGGACUAUUAAGACAGGCGCUCCUCACUUUUUCCUCAUAAGCACUUUGCCACCGUGUAGAACCGGAGCCAGGCAUGGCUUUUACGCGCAAAUCGUCUGUCUUCCGACUGUCCUGUUAUAUAUUUUUUAAACAAGCUUGAUUCCGCGAUAUAUGACUUCUCUAAUGUUUUCUAUUUUUCUUUGAUCCGUGGAAAUGCUCCAUCCAGAUCCAUAAAGGACCAAAGUUUGGUUAAUAUGAACUUAUUGCCAAGUGGAAUAUGUUUUUAUUUAUCUGUAGCAAUCUGCUGGAUGACGGCCGAGGUCGAUGCGUCCUGGUGGUACAUGGGGACCCUGGGCUCCCAGGUUAUGUGCGACAACAUUCCCGGUCUGGUGAACAAGCAGCGGCAGCUGUGCCGGCAGCAUCCCAAAGUGAUGCAGGCCAUUGGUGCCGGGAUGAAGGACUGGAUCUCAGAGUGCCAGCACCAGUUUCGCAACCACCGCUGGAACUGCAACACUACAGUGCGGGAGCACAGCCUGUUUGGACGACUGCUGCUACGCAGCAGCCGUGAGGUGGCCUUUGUCUACGCCAUCUCCUCCGCUGGAGUGGUUUACACGUUGGCACGAGCCUGCAGCCAAGGGGACUUAGACUCCUGCUCCUGCGACCCCACUAAGAAGGGCUCCUCGCGGGACUCCAAGGGUUCCUUUGACUGGGGUGGCUGCAGUGACCACGUGGAGCACGCCAUGCGCUUCAGCCAAACCUUUGUGGACGCCAAGGAGAGGAAGGAGAGAGAUGCCCGGGCACUUAUGAACCUGCACAACAACAGAGCUGGGAGGAAGGCAGUGAAGCGCUUCAUGACUCUGGAGUGUAAAUGUCACGGCGUCAGUGGGUCGUGCAGCAUCAGGACCUGCUGGUUGGCCAUGGCUGACUUCCGACGCACUGGCGACCACCUGAGGAAGAGGUACAAUGGCGCCGUGCAGGUCGCUGUAAACCAGUAUGGCACUGGGUUCACUGCCGCACACACUCACUUCAAACAUCCAAGCAAGAAUGACCUGGUCUACUUUGAGGACUCACCAGACUACUGCAUACGGGACCAUGAGUCAGGCUCGAUGGGGACAGGAGGCCGAAUCUGCAACCGGACGUCUCGUGGAAUGGACGGCUGCGAGGUGAUGUGUUGUGGCCGAGGCUACGACACGUCACGCGUCAGUCGCACUACCAAGUGUGAAUGCAAGUUCCACUGGUGCUGCGCUGUCCACUGCCGCGACUGUCAGCAGCAGGUGGACGUGCACACCUGUAAGGGCCAGACGUGACCUGGCUGCCCCCUCAGAUCACUACUGACCUUAAACCAGCAGUUUUACUGGGAACCCAAACUACUGCUUUCUGCUGAGCUACACAAUUCGUCAUCUUGUCCUGAGAGACAAUUAGAGUCCAUCUUUAGCAAUAAUCCCUCGUUUCUGUGGUGUCGAUCAAACAGUAGGUACAGUACACACAGUAGUAAGUCUUCUGCUUAAUCCAAACCAGACGAGAACUUCUGUUUCCUCAAGGAUGCGGCCUUCAAAGAGCUUUCACACUCUAAGACUCUUCAUUGACUGUUGAUAGAUUAAAUGACUCAACACUAGUGAGCUGUGUUGCUGUCUAAAUAGAUCUAUUCAAAUCUGGUUUUCAAAGGUGGAGAGUUUAAAAAGUUUUGUCCAGGCAGACAUUUCUUCUUAAAAGCUGCUUCAGGUUCCUGCUGACCAACAGCACAAACAGAGACAGAAAUAAUCAGCUUUAGUAUUUGAUGUGGAGGCUCAUGUUGAGAUGAUUUGAAGGUGAACUAUUGACAGAAUGACUGCAGCCUGAGCAACAAUUACACAGCAGCAGCUGAACCAUCACCGUAGUAAUCUAUUUUCUGUCAUCCAAAGCUGUAAAUGCUCCGAGUCAUGCAGUUAUUUGGCUGGUUGUCAGUUUGUAAGUUUCACAGCUGAGAAAAAAGUCUAACCUGUCCAACUGAACUCUGACUCUGGACAUUACGCACUGCAUCCAUAUUUAAACACAAAGUCUCCUGCAAGAAUAUUUUGGGAUUCUAAUCCUAAACCUCUGUUUUUUUUGGCAAUGUUAAAGUUUUUUGCCCUUUUGUUGGCUUUAUUAGACUGGUUAGUAGAGAGGCAGACAGGAAAGUAGGGAGAAGAAUGGGGGGUGAGACCUGCAGCAAAGGACAUGAGCUGGAAUCAAGCCCCUGUUUAUGGGUUGCCUGCUCAACCAGUUGAGCUCUCUGGUUGCCCUUCUUUGGCAAUGUUUGUCUUAACUGGAAAAACAUGAGAGAAAUUGUUUCAGCCAGAUGAAUGUGAUCCUGAGAGUUCAUCAUUAGCAUAACAGACAUCUGUAAAAUCAGGCUUCCUGUUCAGCAGUUUCAUUCACAAUGUUUCCGACAAGCAAAAUGAAAAAAAUCACAGCCCAGUGUCCACAUGGUAGUAUCACAUUUGAGCUGUCGGCUACAUGUGGCCAGAGCAACAGUACACUGGGACAGAAAUAGAGCUUUAAUAGAGAUCGGAGGUUUUAUCAUCACAUCCAACUGGUAGGAGACCCUGAGGUGGACCUGGAUCAGAUGGGAUCUCCUAGGAGGAGCUGGGAAAGAACAGGGGUGUCAGUAGGAACCAAAUCUGGAUAAACAGCAGAAAAGCGGUGAUGUAACAUGAUGCAACAGCCACAAAACACAUCUGUAAAGACAGCCACACAGCGAUAGUAAAAAAGGGAUAAUAGCCUCUUGGUUCCUCAGCAGGUGAUUUUGCACCUUAAAGUGUAGAGACUGGAAAAAGCACCCCAAGACUUUCCUAGCAGCUGCUACUAAAGUGUUGCUGUACCUUAAUAUGCCAAAAAAAGAUCCUAGUUAGCAAACUGGCACCUAAAUUUGAACAUUUUGUUAUUGCCAAUUUCUCUUAAAUCACUCAUGUGCCACUUAAUCUGUUUGUAUCAGUGGUUCUUGCAGGAGGCCCAAAAGAAUCUACAUUACUUUUACUGAACAGACUGUAAUCUGCUUGUUCCAAGUCUCUGCAGAACGGUCCAACAUUUGCAUCACACAGUUUAAAGUGGCAGGACUUUAUCUCUGUAAAUAUGUGGUUGUAGAAAUUAAUCAGAUGUAUAGAAGAUGGAACUAGGAAGCAGACUGCACAUUUCACUUCCUCCUCCCAUGCCAGCCAAGCAUAUUUUCUGUAGUUCAGAUUCCUGAGUUGGACUGCACAGUAAAUCUGACAGUUUGUGAAGCAGAUCUGUUGUUAGGAACAUUGUUUUUUCCAAUCAGAUAUAACAACAAUGUACUCAUCGGGGCAUUUCUGAGACUGAAGAACAUGUUCAACAGGGUACAAAUACAAAUGCAAAACCCCCAAAAUCUGACUGCAUGUUUGCUGUUUCACUGUUGAACUGAUGCAGGCAGAAACUGAAUCACAAGACAGUUUAUUAACUCUUAAGACCCACUUCACACACUGCUCAGAUUCAUUUUUAUGUUUAUCCUGCUUUCUGAGCAGCAGCCGUUGUUUUCUGUUCAUUACUCCGCCAAGGAAUGCAGCAGUUAUGUGAUGAUCGGCGUACGUUUGUAACAUUGCUCAAAAACAGACUAACGGAUUUUGUUGAAAUUUUCAGGGAAGAUCAGAAAUGACACAAAGACCAUGAUUAGCAAUUAGAUUUUGGCAGUGAUGCGGCUUAGAGUCUGGAUCCACGUAUUUGUUAAAGAUUUCUGUAUCGUUGUGAGAUAGCAGCACAGCAUCACUGUAACUAUGACAAGUGAACACUACGUCAGCUGCCUGCUGAAGAUCAUGAUUGCAGUCCUACUACAAAUCCACCACUGUGUGCUUAUUGAGACUUAUCAGUCCGAAAUCAUACAAGGAACAAUAUGUGUUUCCGUGUCCCAUCAAUUCCCGCCACCUGCUACAUAUUUAGGUCACAAGAUUUGGUAUCUGUACAUAACGUACACAUACAUAACACACGCCUGUGCUCAGCACAAGGUCAUUUUUUAUUAAAGAUUUCAUCCAUCGGAAAUCAUACGACUGAGCAGCCUUGGCGGAGUACCGCGCUCUCUGAGUGCUUUUCUUGUUCCAAUGUGUCAGGAAAAUCCACUGCUCUAGCAUUGUUAACAGACUGAAGUGAAUGUGUAUUAAUAAUCUUUUAACAGUCACUGGACAUUGCCUUAAAAAUAUCCAUGAAUGUAUCAAACUCACUGCUUCCCUCAGCAUCACCGUAGACUAGAUGGAUGCAAACAGAACUCUUCUCGUACCUGUGGAGUGAACUGUUAGUUUGUGGAUGAAAGCAUAGAAAACAAAUAUGUGAAGGAUUCCACAGACAAACAACAAAAACCUACCAGCUUGUAUUUCAGGAGCCAAGCAGUAAGUCAGACGACAGCAGCUCCAGAUGACGAUCGGCUGCUGUUACAGCCAGUUCAAACACCGGCAAAUCAAAAUGGCGGGAAGAAGCUGGCUUGCAGCAAUACACAAAAAGUCCUUUAUUGUAUUUUUUUUUCCUUUUCACUUUUUUAAUGAUGGUAAUUGAUCACCUGUUUUGUACAACAAAAGAACAGCUUUAAAUGAUUGAAAACCCCAAAAAUGCAAACAUAUCAAAUAAAGUCAAAACCAAUUCUGGA